Molecule: messenger RNA, 1412 nt
Organism: Westerdykella ornata
Lineage: Eukaryota; Fungi; Ascomycota; Dothideomycetes; Pleosporales; Sporormiaceae
Product: ATP11-domain-containing protein
Exons: 1
Coding region: 185-1201 (338 amino acids)
Biological process (GO): mitochondrial proton-transporting ATP synthase complex assembly
Cellular component (GO): mitochondrion
Source: RefSeq, a predicted model, not a curated record
CACUAUUACCGUUAGCUCCACUUGGAUCUACUAGGGAAUGAAUCUCCCAAAGAUGAUAGUUACCCAUCUUUGUGUGGGUAUGCCUCCCCCGGCCAAUCUUCGGCAAAUUCUCGGCCAACAUUUCCCAAUCAUCAUUCAUCGCCAUCCGCAAUGAGACAUCCCAAAGUCAGCACACCCUUUCGUCAUGGCCUCCUCCGUCCGCGUGCCGACGAUACGGCACCUCCUCCGCCAGCCUCUCCCGAACCCACAACUCUGCCAGCGCCGCUGGGCCCAAGUCCACAAUGUCCGCCGCUUCGUCUCCACCGACGCCGUCCAGCAGCGCAUCCUGGCCAAGUAUCGGGAUAAGCUAGAGAGCAAGGCUCGCGAGGAGGGACUGCAGGAUGUCUCGCAGCUUAAAGAGGUAUACAAGGAGAAGAUAGAACGCCUGCGGAAGGAAGCCGCCGUCCCUGGAGCCACAGCGCCGCUCACACCUCCGCCCUCCUCCUCGUCACCUUCUCCAACUUCCACACCCGCAUCAUCAUCGCCACCACCCGCCUCCAAGACACAAUCGCCAUGGCCGGCUCCCCCUCCACCUCCGUCGCCCAAUGCCGCUCCGAAACCUCCCCCAGGCGUGAAAACCCUCAACUCCUUCCUCGACAUGUCCAAGAUCUCUGCGCUUCCCCAGAAAGAGAUCGAAGUACUAUGGCGCCUCCGACACGCCUCGAAUCCACAAUCGGUACACUUCCACAUGCCAUCCACAACCUUUAAUACCCUCCUCACGACCGCAAAGAAACACCCUACAUUCGUCGUUCCCCUGCCUAAACAGGUUCCCGCAGAGGAGACUACCUCGUCUGAGGCACCGAAGCAAGCCGCGGAAUUACAUUACCUUCAGUUCGGACAUCCUCACCCGGACACAACGACCCUGCUCUUCACUUCGCUUGCCGAGUUCAAGCUACGGGGCGAAUUCGCGAGUCCUCAUACGACUAUUACUUUUCACUCUGAGCUGGCUGGCAGCCACGGCCUAGUGCUGGGCCAGGGAACCGUCAUGGAGAAUAGGGGAGUUACAGUAGAUGAAGCCCGCUGGUUAGUCAUGUGCAUGCAGAAGUUCUACGUCGUGGGAGAAGAGGGGAAGGGCAGAGGCGAGCUCCUGGAGAUGUUCACCCGUGGUGACGGUGGCUUCAAGGUCGAACGCCUUCUUGAAGAGGCUGAGAAGCUUGUUUAAUUAGCGAUGUUUUGUUACUGUUCUUUCUACGUGUAAUAACACCAUGUAACUGGCGAAAUUUUCCCCGCCAUCUUCCUGGCCUACGGGGGCUGGCAACACGAGGAUCGGGAUAGGAUCCAGGAGUUGAAAAUCGUAGCAUGGUUCCAGUUCCAGGCGUCAGGAGGCUUAGAGGAAAUGCAUCAAGUACACAUAUGAUUGUCCAUUCUUCUAU